Lodderomyces theae is the source of this 3693-nucleotide messenger RNA. RefSeq names its product lysophospholipase (gene PLB3). Lineage: Eukaryota; Fungi; Ascomycota; Pichiomycetes; Serinales; Debaryomycetaceae. Gene Ontology annotation, cellular component: intracellular membrane-bounded organelle; cytosol; plasma membrane. The record is from RefSeq and is a predicted model, not a curated record. The transcript is spliced from 3 exons. Gene Ontology annotation, molecular function: A2-type glycerophospholipase activity. Gene Ontology annotation, biological process: glycerophospholipid catabolic process. Bases 1 to 3693 code for a protein of 1230 amino acids.
AUGGAUGACAGACCAAUCAUUAUGUCGCCUAUGCAAGAUCAAGACUCUGUCAGACCAAACGGAAAGAGUCGCCUCUGCCCAAGCUCAGAUAUCUUGAGAGUCGCCGAUAGUGUGUCCCCAGAGGAGCAAGACUGGCUAAAGGGAAGGGAUGAAGUAACCAACAAGAAGCUUGUCGAAUUUCUCAAGUAUGCCAAUAUGACGGAUAUUGAUCCCGAGGAUUAUGGAAACUUGAACAAAAGUAUUCACAUUGGAUUGGCAUUUUCUGGUGGUGGAUACCGUGCCAUGUUGAAUGGAGCGGGCCAAUUGAGUGCAUUAGAUGAAAGAACAAAGGGUCCAAAUGGAGAAAAAGCUAAAGGUUUGAACGGUUUGCUUCAAGCCAGUACUUAUAUUGCCGGAUUAUCCGGUGGCAGUUGGAUGGUUGGCUCUAUUGCGUUCAACAACUUCACAUCUGUCCAAGACAUUGUUGACCACAAGACUGACAUUUGGGACUUGAAGCAUUCAAUCGUCAACUAUGGUGGGUUGAAUGUGGUGAAAACUUACAAGUACUACAAAAGUAUCUCAGAUGAUCAAGAUGCCAAAGAAAAAGCCGGGUUUGAAUUAUCAUUGACGGAUACUUGGGGAAGAGCAUUAUCGCAUCAAUUUUUAAGUACACUAGAUGAUGCAGGCGCAGGAUUAACAUUUAGCUCUAUUCCAGAUUGGGACGUAUUCAAGAACCAUGAAAUGCCUUUCCCAAUUUUUGUUAGUGAUGCUAGAGCUCCUCACACCAAGAUUAUUAGCAUCAACUCAACAUUGAUAGAGUUCAAUCCAUUUGAAAUGGGAAGCUUCGAUGCCAGCUUGUUUCAGUUCUCCAAAAUGAAGUACUUGGGAACUCCAUUGAGGAACGGAAAAGUCAAUGAUUCGUGCUAUUCAGGUCUUGACAAUGCUGGUUUUGUCAUGGGAUCCUCGUCAAGUUUGUUUAACCAGUUCGUUUUGCAAAUCAACACAACAUCAUUGUCUUCUACAAUCAAAUCUAUCAUUACAUCAUUUUUAAAAGAAGUUGACAAAGACGAAGAUGACGUGGCUAUAUACCAACCAAACCCAUUUUUCCAAACUAAUGUUGGUAAAUCAGAUCAUCUUGCUCAAAAUGAGACUCUCACUAUCGUUGAUGGAGGAGAAGAUGGCCAAAACAUUCCAUUAAAUCCCUUGAUUCAACCAGUCAGGGAUGUUGAUGUUAUUUUUGCAUUUGACAACUCAGCAGAUCACAAUAAUUGGCCAAAUGGAAAUUCCUUGACCAAAACUUAUGCUAGGCAAUUCACUCCUACCGGAAACGGUACCAUUUUCCCCCAUGUUCCAGACACCGAUACAUUCAUUAACUUGAACCUCACAGCUAAACCAACAUUCUUUGGGUGCGAUGCCAGAAAUUUGUCUUCGUUGUUUCAACAAAGAAACAUUUCCUUCACCAAUGAUUCUGAUCCAUACACCGUCUACGACUCUCCAUUGGUAGUCUACACAGCCAACCGACCAUUUUCGUAUUGGACCAACACAUCCACUUUUAAAUUGCUGUACAAGGAUAGCGAGAGAAACUCCAUCAUCAGAAAUGGAUUCGAAGUUGCAUCAAGAAAGAACUUGACCUUGGACCCCGAAUGGCCUGCGUGUGUUGGAUGUGCAAUCAUCAGAAGACACCAGGAGAGAAACGGAGAAGAACAAACUGAGCAAUGUAAAAGAUGCUUUGAAAGAUAUUGUUGGGACGGAAGUUUGGAUAAUUCAAAUGCCAGUGCAAAAUUCAACUUCACAGACCAAGGUUCUACCAGUGCCAACGAGGGAACGAAAGUAAGCGGAGCAAACCUGAUGUCGUUCAGUUGGACUUUAUGCAUAUCAGAAAACGAAAAAUCAUGGCUCAGCGGAAGGGAUAAAGUAACAAACGAAAAGAUUGUCGAGUUUCUCAAGUAUGCUAAUAUGACUGAUAUUGAUCCCGAGGAUUAUGGAAACUUGAACAAAAGUAUUCACAUUGGAUUGGCAUUUUCUGGUGGUGGAUACCGUGCCAUGUUGAAUGGAGCGGGCCAGAUGAGUGCAUUAGAUGAGAGGACUAAUGGACCAAACGGGGGCAACGCAAGUGGAUUGAAUGGAUUAUUACAAGCCAGUACUUAUAUUGCCGGGUUAUCCGGUGGCAGUUGGUUAGUCGGAUCAAUUGUCUUCAACAAUUUCACAUCUGUCCAAGACAUUGUGAACCAAAACACUGAUAUUUGGGACUUGAAGCAUUCCAUUGUCGAUUAUGGUGGGUUGAAUGUGGUGAAAACUUACAAGUACUACAAAGGAAUCUCGGAUGAUAUUGAUGACAAGGAAAAUGCUGGGUUCAAUACUUCGUUUACAGAUAUCUGGGGAAGAGCAUUGGCUCACCAGUUUCUCACCACUCUCAAUGACACAGGAGCAUCGUUGACGUUUAGUUCUGUUCAAGAUUGGGACGUAUUCAAGAACCAUGAAAUGCCGUUUCCAAUAUUUGUCAGCGAUACCCGAGCAGAGGGAACCAAAAUCAUCAAUUUGAAUUCGAGUUUGACUGAAUUCAAUCCAUUCGAGGUGGGAAGUUUUGACAAGAGUAUAUAUCAGUUUGCAAACAUCAAGUAUUUGGGCACAGAGUUGAAAGAUGGAGAUACAAAUGGAACUUGUAUCGGUGGAUAUGAUAAUGGAGGCUACAUUAUGGGAACUUCGUCGACCUUGUUCAACCAAUUCUUGUUGCAAAUAAACACCACUAGCUUACCGUCGGUCGUGGUCGAUGUUGUGACAUCACUAUUAAAUCGUGUAAGUGAUCACGAAGACGAUGUUGCAGUUUAUGAUCCCAACCCGUUUUACGAUACAACUGUUGGCGCUUCAAGUAAUUUGGCAGGUAACGAAACCUUGACGUUAGUUGAUGGUGGUGAGGAUGGCCAAAAUGUGCCACUCUGGCCCCUUAUACAACCAGUUCGUGAUGUUGAUGUUGUUUUCGCAUUCGACAAUUCUGCUGAUACCGAGGGUAGCUGGCCCAAUGGUACAUCGCUUAUAAAAACUUAUGAAAGGCAGUUUGUCAACGCAGGUAAUGGUACUAUUUUCCCCUAUGUGCCAGAUGCAAAUUCAUUCAUCAAUUUGAAUUUGACGGCCAAGCCAACAUUCUUUGGCUGCGACGCUAAAAACUUGACAACUUUGCUUCACAACAACAACACCAACAGUAACCUGUCAAAUUCGUAUACUGUUUAUGACUCACCAUUGGUUGUAUACAUUGCCAACCGUCCCUUUUCAUACUGGACCAACACAUCAACUUUCAAGUUGCUGUAUGAUGACGAUGAACGGAACUCAAUCAUCCAGAACGGGUUCGAAGUGGCAUCAAGAAACAACUUGACGUUGGAUUCGGAAUGGCCUGCGUGUGUUGGAUGUGCAAUCAUCAGAAGACUGCAGGAAAGGAAUGGCGAAGAGCAAUCUGAGCAAUGCAAACAAUGCUUUCAAAGAUAUUGUUGGGACGGCAGCUUAGAUUCAACAGGAACCAAGUACAACUUUACUGAAACUGGUACUACCAAUGGAGAGGAGAGCAGUUUGGAGAGUGUUUCCAGUUCCUCAAGCACAUCCAGCUCGAGCAGCUCCUCACACAGUGGAAAAAAGAAUGAUGCUAGUGCUUCUGCAUUGAACUGGAGCUCAUUGCUUGGAUUGGCUGCCCUAGUCGGGUUGACUGUUCUUGAUGAAUUUUAA